This is a messenger RNA of Musca domestica (house fly), 1804 nucleotides long. RefSeq names its product glutamate dehydrogenase, mitochondrial. The transcript has 5 exons. Bases 124 to 1722 code for a protein of 532 amino acids. NCBI's taxonomy places the organism in Eukaryota, Metazoa, Arthropoda, Insecta, Diptera, Muscidae. Gene Ontology annotation, cellular component: mitochondrion. Gene Ontology annotation, biological process: L-glutamate catabolic process. Gene Ontology annotation, molecular function: L-glutamate dehydrogenase (NAD+) activity. The record is from RefSeq and is a predicted model, not a curated record.
CGUAUCCAAAUUUCUAAUUUACACUUCGUGUCACCCUAAUAUUGAUUUCUUCAAAAUAAGAAAGAGGAAAAGUCAAAUUAUCGGAACGUUAAAAUUUCUCCUUUCAAUUGGCAAGGAAUCAAAAUGAUUCGUUCUCUCCCUCAACGAGUAACCCCGAAGAAUCCAUUUUCAUGGAACCCCCUUUCUCAACGUGGCAAACAUGAAAUACCAAAACAUUUAGAAAAGAUACCAACCGAUAAAAAUCCAAAUUUUGCUCAUAUGGUUGAAUAUUAUUAUCACGCUGCUGCUAAGCUAAUGGAACCCACACUUAUCCAGGAACUGAUCAAGAAAUAUCCCAAAUUGGAGUCGAAAAGUGUUGAGGCACGAGUUAGUGGUAUAUUAAGAUUUAUGGGGCGUGUUACGACAUGUAUUGAGGUUAAUUUCCCGUUGUUGAAAAAUAAUUCUGAAAUUGAAAUAAUAACCGGUUAUAGGGCACAUCAUAUGAAACAACGUUUGCCGGUAAAGGGAGGUAUACGCUUUGGCUUGGAUGUGGAAGAGGAUGAGGUCAAAGGUUUGGCCUAUUUAAUGUCCUUUAAGUGCGCCUGCGUUAAUUUACCCUUUGGAGGGGCCAAGGGGGGCAUACGCAUAGAUCCUAGAAAAUAUACCGACAAAGAACUGCAAAUAAUUACCCGACGUUAUACCAUGGAAUUGUUAAGACGAAACAUGAUUGGUCCUGGCAUCGAUGUUCCAGCACCCGAUGUAAAUACGGGCGAGAGGGAAAUGAAUUGGAUUUGUGAUCAGUAUUUAAAGACAUUUGGUCACAAGGACAUCAAUGCAUUGGCUAUUGUCACUGGAAAACCAGUUCACAUGGGUGGCAUAAAUGGUCGCACUUCGGCCACUGGACGUGGAGUCUGGAAGGCUGGUGACGUUUUCCUUCAGGACAAAGAUUGGAUGGAUUUUCUGAAACUGAAGCCGGGUUGGAAAGGUAAAACAGUUAUUGUCCAAGGCUUUGGUAAUGUCGGUUCAUACGCUGCCAAGUUUGUGGUGGAGGCUGGUGCCAAAUUAAUUGGGGUGGAGGAAAAAAAUGUAUCAUUGAUGAAUCCAGAGGGAAUUAAUCCUGAUGACCUCAUAUCCCAUAUGUCCGAGAAGAAGACCCUCAAAGGUUUUUCCAAGGCCACCGAAAAGCAGGGUUCACUCUUAAGCGAGAAAUGUGACAUUUUAAUGCCUUGUGCCACUCAAAAAGUGCUCAAUGCGGACAACGCCGCCAAGGUUCAGGCAAAAAUAAUACUCGAGGGUGCCAAUGGUCCCGUGACCCCAGCUGCUGAUGAAAUUCUACGCAAAAAGGGUAUUCUCAUGAUACCCGAUAUGUAUUGCAAUGCCGGUGGGGCGACGGUAUCCUAUUUUGAAUUUUUGAAAAAUAUCAAUCAUGUUUCCUAUGGUAAAAUGUCCUCGAAACGUGACAAUCACGUUGUUCGUGAGAUUUUCAACUCGAUUAAUGAAUCCUUGGGGGGAGACGCGCCUCAUAUUUGUCCUAACGCAAAUUUGGAAAAAAUUCGCAACUGUACAUCGGAAGCUGAUAUUGUGGACUAUGGUUUACAGACUGUAAUGGAAAUGGCGGGACAGGGUAUCAAGGAGGUAGCCAACGAGUAUGCCUUGUGUAACGAUUUGCGUACAGCUGCCUACAUUUUUUCGAUACAAAAGAUAUUCCGGGCCUUGGAAACCUCUGGAAUAACCCAACAAUAAAUUUUAAAUCCCAUUCCAUUUAAAUCCCAUAUUAAAAUUUGAGGUUCUAUUUGUAUUUGUAAAAAAUAAAUGUUUAAAAGUA